Molecule: messenger RNA, 675 nt
Organism: Drosophila ficusphila
Lineage: Eukaryota; Metazoa; Arthropoda; Insecta; Diptera; Drosophilidae
Exons: 2
Coding region: 16-612 (198 amino acids)
Source: RefSeq, a predicted model, not a curated record
AAAAACAACGAAAUCAUGAAGUUCACCAUUAUUUUUGCAUUGGCCGUGUGCCUCGUCUGCGUAAAUGCGGUGAUGGUUCCCUAUCCCAGCGAGGACUCCUCGGUGGAACUGGACGAUAUGACCGAUGGCUUUGUCGAGGUGGAAGAAUUCGGAUUUUUAGGAGGAGUCAAGAAGGCCCUGAAGAUUGCCCUGCGCAGUGUGAAGGGAUUCAAUUGUGUCAUCAAGUGGGUGGUCGGCAUCCAAGACAGCGCCACUCAGUUCAACGCAAACGUGGCUCAUUGCGGCGCCACAGCCAGCAACGAGGUGACCAAUCUGAUCAACGCCAACCUCAAGAUCAUCAGUACCUGCAACGACAUCAUCAACCUGAAGUCGAACGUUUGCAACGAUGCGGAUGACGAGCAGACCAAGAUCUCCAACAGCUGCUUCGUGAAGACCCUGCGCAAGAUGUGGACCCUGAGCAAGCAAAUCAGAACCGCCAUUAAGCUGGCCAAGAAGAUCCCGCAAACAGGACCGAAUGCCGUGGACUGUGUUAACGAUGCGGUCAGCACCCUGGUCACCUACUACACCGCCUUCCCCCAGAACAUGGUCACCUGCUCCCAGCUCACCUCCUAAAGGGUUUUAAGCUCAAGCAGUUUUAAAUUCCAGCAUGCAAUAAAAAAUCCGUGACAACCACAA